AUGAUGGGAGUGAGCGACUGCGUGAGCGUGAGGCAGGCCCGGGGCGGCUGCCACUGUCCCGCCUGUCCCCGGGGCUCCGCUCACGGCCCCCGUCUGCCGCCGCAGACCCUCGUCCUGCCGCCCAUGGCCCUGGAGCCCGACUCCACGCCCGUGAAGGACAAGAAGGGCUCCAAGAUGAAGGUGCUCAAGAAGAUCAAGAAGAAGAUCGGAUUAGCUCCCCGCUCCUCGUGUUCCGGCGGCGCGCCCAACAACCUCCCCCCCCUGAGCUUCCACUCGGUCCACGGUGAGAACGUGCGCGUGUCUCGUGACGGCAGCACGGCGCGCCGGGUCGAGUCCUUCUGUAAGGGCGUCGCUUUCAGCGCGAGGCCCGUCAGAGUUAAUGAGAAGGUGUGCAUCCGCUUCGUAGAGAUCUCCAACAGUUGGAGCGGCGUGAUCAGGUUCGGGUUCACGGGUCACGACCCCGCGACCCUCGCGCACCCUCUACCCAAGUACGCCUGCCCCGACCUCACCAACAAGCCCGGCAACUGGGCGAAGGCGCUGGGGGAGAGGUUCUGUGAGAAGGACAACGUGCUCUACUACUACGUGAAUAGUAACGGAGACGUGCUAUUCGGAGUCAACGGGGAGGAUAAGGGACUGUUCUUCAGUGGAGUGGACACCAGGAGCCCGCUGUGGGCUCUGAUAGAUGUGUACGGGAACUGUACCGCCGUGCAGUUCACUGACCCGCGGGCGCCCGGACACAGACGAUGUGCGCAGACUCCCGGGGAAGAAGACAGACUGGUCGGGGGGAUGAGGGCGCUGACCGUGGAUGAACCGCUCCCCGCGCCACGACAUCAGAGCCCGCUGGUGCCGCUCACACUACACAGAACACGCGGCAGAAAUGUGCACUACGUUAACGAUAGAGGCGUCGCGGCGCGCGCUGACGCUGAGUUCUGUCAAGGAUACGUGUUCACGGCGCGCCCCAUGAGGCCCGGACAGACCAUCGUAGUGCAGAUCCUCGCUACAGAGGCGGCCUACGCCGGCAGCCUCGCGAUAGGCCUCACGUCGUGCGACCCCGCGUUACUCACACAGGACGCGCUGCCCGACGACGCCGACCAGCUGCUGGACCGGCCCGAGUACUGGGUGCUCAAGAGGGACGCGGCUUCCGGCUUGAGGAGGGGCGACGAGCUGGCUGUGACACUCACACACGACGGGGAGGUGCGCCUGGGGAGGAACGGCGCGCCGCCCGCCACCCUCAUGCACGUGGACCACACGCUGCGGCUGUGGGCCUUCGUGGACAUAUACGGAGCGACGCAGAGGGUGCGGCUACUGAGUACGGCCGCGCCCUCCCCGCCCGCACAGCCCGCGCCGCCCGCUGUACGGGUGCUGGGAGCGGCGCCCGGCGGGACCGUGCUGGUGGUCAGCCUGCCGCCGCAGCAGCAGCAACACCAACAGCACCAGCAGCAGCCGCUCACACUCGCCAGCGCUCACUACAUAGAGCCGCUCCAGUCGUCCCAGCUGUGUGUCGCCCCCUACCGCCGCGAGCACUGCGCCUCCAGCUCACAGAACAGCUGUAACGAGCAGCUGACCCUGCCCCCCACUACUGAGCGUCUGCAACAAGUACAACCUCUCCCCUCCACCAGCCGACAGUACUCCAUGUUAGAAGGCAACCUGACAGGCGCCGAGUGUACGAUCUGCUUCGAGAACCCCGUGGACAGUGUGCUGUACAUGUGCGGACACAUGUGUAUGUGUUACCGCUGCGCCGUGCAGCAGUGGAGGGGCAAGGGCGGCGGCCAGUGCCCGCUGUGCCGCGCGCAGAUCAAAGACGUCAUACGUACAUACAAGUCAUGA
Danaus chrysippus (African queen) is the source of this 1827-nucleotide messenger RNA. The record is from the annotation of a GenBank genome assembly. NCBI's taxonomy places the organism in Eukaryota, Metazoa, Arthropoda, Insecta, Lepidoptera, Nymphalidae.